Molecule: messenger RNA, 2016 nt
Organism: Hemiscyllium ocellatum (epaulette shark)
Lineage: Eukaryota; Metazoa; Chordata; Chondrichthyes; Orectolobiformes; Hemiscylliidae
Exons: 8
Coding region: 318-1481 (387 amino acids)
Source: RefSeq, a predicted model, not a curated record
CAGCAUCACUGAAGGAAAUCCCGGCAGCAAGAAGGUGAUUAGAGCCAAAACUGGACAGAAAGAAUGAGCAGCCAGUGAGACCGAAAGGGACAGAGCAUUGUAGCCUAAAAGUGAAACUGAUAAGGAGAGACCGAGACAGAGACAGAGAGAGAGAGAGAGAGAGACGGAGAGAGAGACAGAGUGAGAGAGAGGGUGUGGGCAUAAAUAGACCUGGCAAAGAUUUAAAAGUAUAAACCGAAAAGGAACCUGUUCUGUUAAAGACAUUUGGGCACAACGAGUUUGAGAUGUUGAAGCAUGGACCGCGUUCCCCACCCUGAAUGAUUACUCUGUUCCCAGUCUCUGUUACCAUGGAUGUGCUGGAGUAUCUGAUCUCUAGGCAAGGCUUGUUUGGAAUGGUAACCGACUUCUUUGUGUCUACCAUGACACUCACCCUGCUGUCUGUUAUCAGCCUCCUGACCUACUUUGACAUCCUUGAGAGUUUCCGUCCAUUCCGUUGGCUCUGCAAGGUGACGAUUCAGGAUAAGCAAUACACACAAGAGGGCGAUAAUGGGAGGACAGGAGUGCGGCUUGACACUGAUGCAAAAGGACAGUCUCCUGUUCAAAGCCUUUGGUCAGUAGCAGAGUGGGUGAAACAGCUGGAGUUGGAGCUGUGCACAGAUCCCACUGAUCAAUGCUGCGCUCCCAAGUACAGAAGGACAUUUGUGAAGCAGCACCGGGAGAUUUGCCGGCUCUCUACCCUGUUGCAGAGUCUUUGGGGUCAGUCUGCCGGAUCUGAGGGACAGUCGGAGACAUUCCGAAACUAUGAAUUAUCCCGGGGCACCUUUAGCCAUCACUUUUCACCAGAGGGCAGCACAGAGCAGAAUAAUGCAAAAGUGGACAACAUGGUAACAGCCAGAGACAGAGGGAGGAUUCAGGUCUUAAGCAGCAAACUCCAGUCACUGAGAAUGUACACCAAGGAGAGGCUGCAGUUACUGAACAGCUUUGCAGGUUGUUAUGAAUCUUAUCGAUUAUCGUAUGAUGAGCUUCAUCACUGGGUGAUGCGGACCAGCAGGUUUGAGGAAUGGGUUCAUUCCCUUGCAUGUGACAAUGAGUCUCUGAUCAUCACAAAUCUCAAUCACCAGAAGAGGAUCGUGGAUGAAAUUGAAAAGAGAGCCCCCCAACUGAGCAGCUGUCAGGAGACCCUCAGGGAAUGUGUCCGAGUCUUCAAGCAGUUGGAGCUCCAGGCCGCUUUGUUUAACGCAAACCUCGAACACAAACAUGAUCUCCACGUGAAGGCACCCCAGGUCGAUACCUUCCCCUGCUCUGUUCAUGAAGAGUUUGAUGGCUUGAAGCAGCAGUUCAUCACCAUCCUGAGGCUAACACGAUGCUAUGUGAUCCACCUGCGGGAUCUACUGAGGAUUAGACACCAGAAGAAACUGUUCCCACUGAGCGCCAGGGACAGUGUGGGACUGAUCGCUCCCCUUCGUGAUGCACCCCUGUAACGGGAGAUUCCGGUUGGAUUAGAGAAUUGAUUCUGCACCUCACAUCCUUGGUUGUGAAAUACAUGAGGCCAGGUUUGAUUUUUAUGUUAUCCAGAAAUUCACAAACGUCAGAGACAAUACUGCACCCUGAGACAACAUGAAGCAAGCUGUGCUCUACUUCAGAAGGACACAUUCCUCAACAUAUCAAGGGAGAUAGAGGAUUUCUGCAAUUGGGGCUGUGCACUUGGAGAGAGUCACAGAGGAAAGAUCCGUUUGUUUUGUACUUCCCCCUCCCUCGGGAUCUCUCCUUCAUAAUACCCUUAAAAGACAAACCAGGGAACUGAGGGCUCCAGGAGGACUCCCCUCACCUCCACAUCACAGAAAUAGCUCGAUUGGUUUAGCAUCUGCCUUUACGGGGGACUGACAUACGGCUGGGCUUUGUCAGGAGGUGAUGGCCUUGUGGUAUUAUUGCUGGCCUGCUCGUUCAGAGACCCGGGUUCGAAUCCUAUUAUGGCAGAUGGUGAAUUUGAAUUCAAUAAACACAAUUUGGAAUUAA